Drosophila persimilis is the source of this 2451-nucleotide messenger RNA. RefSeq names its product DC-STAMP domain-containing protein 2. The record is from RefSeq and is a predicted model, not a curated record. Gene Ontology annotation, cellular component: membrane. The coding region runs from base 1 to 2451 and encodes 816 amino acids. Lineage: Eukaryota; Metazoa; Arthropoda; Insecta; Diptera; Drosophilidae. The transcript has 10 exons.
AUGCCUCGAAAGACACUGCAUCGGGAGCGUAUGGCCUCAAAGAGAGUGCACGUUGAAGGAGAAGACCCGGAAAACGAUGAAGACAUAAAACAGGAGACAAAAUGGAAUCUACGGACUUCUAGCACCGACGGAGAGGCUGCCAUCUAUCAACUGCAUCCGGAGUCGGAGGAACAAGUCCCCGAACACUAUCCCUCAAGGGACAGCUUUUCGGUUUCUGGCUGGGAUCGUCGGGAUAAAAUUACGCUCUAUAUGAUUGCGGGCUAUGUGCUGGGCAUUCUCCUGGUGCUUAUCUGGUACUAUCAGCAUCCGCGGCGAGCCAGUCUGGACCUCACCGAGAAGUGGCUGCUCAUUGUCCUCCUGUUCCUUUUGAUGAUGAUCCUUGGAUACAGUCGAGCAGCGAGAUGCGUUGUGGCAUUGAUCUUUCCCACUUUGGGCAGCCAUCGAGGACGAGCUCUUCUCAUAGCAUUGGCCUUUUUUGUGGCAGGCACUGGACCCGUGAUGAACAUCAUUCGAAAUAUCGACAUCAUGGGCCACAGUAUCUCCUGCGGCCAGAGCCGUUUGCGGCAGGCCCUCACUCCCAUGCAGGAUAUCAUGGGGCAGCCCAUCAAUAUCGUAGAGCACUCUGUUCAGGGGACCAUCACGGAGGUGCGAAGGAUCAUGGAGAGUCUGGAUAAGGUCUUGAAGCAUCUGGAGGAACCAAUCGCUGAGAUUCAUGCCAAUUUCAAGUCCUGUGGCGAGUGGUUGCGCCUACAGCAGGGCACCUUUGAGCAGCAGAUGGGCACACCGUAUGAUCGCUGCCUUGGGGCAGGAUCCGUCAGCACCCACGAUUGCCAAACCAAAUUCGGGGCCAAGCGGAAGGAGUGCAAUGUCAAAGAUCGUUUUGUUUGGUUCUGCGAGAAUCUCAAGCCAAUGGCCAGCUUUUUUGAGCGCAAUGUCCAGCUGCAUCACGAGAUCUUUGAAGAGAUCUUUCAACGUUCGAAGCAGAGUUUCAUCAAUAUUCGAAAAAUUUUUGAGGUGAGCAUUACCUUCGUAGGCAAGCAAAAGAUAAAUGGAACGAAUGACUCCUUGGGAAGGGACAGCGAUGUGAUACUCGAGCACGAGAUCGGCAGAACCUUGGAGGCCCAGAGGCGUGCGUUUAUCCUAUUCUUUGUGUGCCUCGAUCUGGUGGUUUUCAUCCUCGUGUUUACUGUCAUCCUGCGAUCCAUUUACUUUCGAAUGCUGUAUCUGGGAAACCACGACUUCAACAACGUGUAUAUAACGCACGCCUUCUACGUCUACGACAGGAGGAGUGAGCCAUUCGGGGUUCUUCCACUGCGUUCGGUCGAAAACAUCAAAUUUGUGAAGAUAACUUCCCUCCGUUUGCUGCCUGAAGAGCUCCAGAUAAUGACACGUUCCAUACUCUUCUUGUUUAUCACUGGCAUGCAGCUUUUUCUGAUAUGUUUCGUGGACUACUGUCUUUAUACAAUGCUGUCCAUGAUGUCCCAUCACGCACACCAAACGGCGGGUCUCAAACCUCCUGCCUACACGAGAAUUGUGAUCACCAAGGGUGGAUUGAUCGGAGAUAUACUCCGAUCCCUGGUCCGUGCCUUCGAGCCCUAUGCCAAGAACUUGGAUGUGGGGACGGAAAAGUGUCUGCCAGUGCCAGGAGAGCCGAAUAUAUUCCGCUACUACGAGGUAUUGGUGCUCUGUGUCCUGGCCUGGCUUCUCCUAAUCUGGGAGCCCUACAGCCUUCGAGUGCGACAUUGGGUCAUGGCCCGUUUUUAUCCAAUCGAUGCAUAUCGAAGAGUCAGGCACUUGCAUCAUCGCAUAACGGAAGAGAGAAACGGCAAUCAAUUUAUGUAUCUCUCUUGGCUUAGUUCUCUAAAGAUCUGGUGCCUUAGCGGUUGUCCUUCGUCUUUUAUUUGCAAAACAUGCGUUAUCUGCACCAAAGCCUUGACCACAAUGGAUCAUAUCUAUUGUGAGACGCCCAAUUGCAGAGGAGUCUAUUGCCAAAGGUGUUUCAUCGACUCGAAUAGCCACUGCAUUCUGUGCAAUCCACCGAGCCUGUACUGGGACUACAGUGAUGUAUCGGAGACCGAAGACUCUUCUGAUGCUGUCGAUGAUAAUGAUGAUGAUCUUGUUGAUGAUAAGCAUGUUGAUAUCAAGCAUGUGGAUGCUAAGCAUGUGGAUGCUAAGCAUGUUGAUAUGAAGCAUGUUGAGGAUAAGCAUGUGGAUGCUAAGCAUGUUGAUGCCACGCAUGUUGAGGAUAAGCAUGUGGAUGCUAAGCAUGUUAAUGUCAAGCAUGUUCAUAUCAAGCAUGUGGAUACUAAGCAUGUUGAUGAUAAGCAUGUCGAUAAUAAUCAUGUGGAUGAUAAGCAUGUGGAUAAUAAUCGUGUCGAUAAUAAUCGUGUUGAUAAUUAUCGUGUUGGUUCUGUUUCCGAUGAACCGAAAAAGAUGCGGUUUACCGGUUAA